Messenger RNA from Miscanthus lutarioriparius, 486 nucleotides. The record is from the annotation of a GenBank genome assembly. Lineage: Eukaryota; Viridiplantae; Streptophyta; Magnoliopsida; Poales; Poaceae.
AUGAGGAGCUGGGCCACCUCUAUCAGAGCUCCAUUUCACUUCAGCCCAGCCCACAAACCCACCACAAUGGCUCAUGAGCAUCAUUCUCGGAGCCUACCAAGUACCAACCACGUCACCGGCGGCAUAUCGCCCAGCGGCCAGCGCCGUGGAAACCGUAGACGAGGAGGACAAGGGAAAGAAAGCUUACGGCCCCAAUCUCGCGUCCCGCCGGCGGCCACCACAACCAUCACCGCCAUGAUCAGCAUCCUGGCGCAGGAGCGCCUCCUCGGGUUCGCCCUGGGCUCCGUCUCCAUGGGUGGCUUCGUCCUCCACCAGCGCCGCGCCAUCUACCGCCCAAUCGCUGAAGCUGACGGGUCGCCCUACUUCUACCAGCCUGGUGAAAUCGCCAGUCGAAGCAGCUCAACUGAACUGGCUCAUGUAUGGAACAAGGCGGUGGACGAGACCCUUGGGAGACUUGUUGUGUACCUUAGCUCCCGUGGAUGGUGA